This is a messenger RNA of Melampsora larici-populina 98AG31, 1395 nucleotides long. RefSeq lists its product as uncharacterized. Gene Ontology annotation, biological process: protein import into peroxisome matrix. NCBI's taxonomy places the organism in Eukaryota, Fungi, Basidiomycota, Pucciniomycetes, Pucciniales, Melampsoraceae. Gene Ontology annotation, cellular component: peroxisomal membrane. The record is from RefSeq and is a predicted model, not a curated record. Gene Ontology annotation, molecular function: zinc ion binding. The transcript has 8 exons. Bases 1 to 1395 code for a protein of 464 amino acids.
AUGGUUCAAACCAGUGCGACUUCAACAGGAUCGAUCGAGGUCAACAAUAACCACAAUGACAAUACCGACACCGCAUCUCAGCAUCAGUCUAGCAGUAGCAAUGCAAAUCAAGACAAUAUGAUUUCUGCUUGGAAUCGAGCAAUUCGUUUUCCCAAUGCAGCCCAACCUGAAAUCAUUAGAGCCGAUCAAAAAGAUGCCUACUUUAUUUCCACAUUACAAGAUAUGCUAGAGUCAUCCAUACGUGGUAUCGUGGGUGCACGUUGGCUUACAUCUCACUCAAAUGGCAUCCGAGAUGCUGUUCACUUGUUCUAUUAUAUCCUUACCACACUGAAAGCAUCACAAACCUUAGGUGAAGAGUAUUGUGGGAUAUUGCAAGUAGACGCAGCAACAGGCAGGUUUCCAUCUUGGAAGCGACGUGCACUUUUCAUUUUGACAAAUAUUUAUUCGACUAAAUUAUUGAGCGCUUUUUACGCACGGAUUCGAUCACGGUUGACCUCUGUUGAUGGUCAAGAAUCUGAUUUGUUGGAGGAUACAACUUUGAGCGAACGCGAACCUCAAUCUUCUUACGAUCGGCUUAAAAGGUUUCUCUUGCCUUGGACCUCGUGGCUUCCCAACACUUUAGAUCUUAGAACCUACCAUACCAUCAGCUCACUUCACCUGGCCAUUUUUUAUCUCACUGGUCGAUAUUUUCAUUUAUCAAAUCGUCUCACUGGGAUUCGAUAUGUACGCCGAGAUCAAAACGGGAAUCGAGUUCAACCACCGUCUUACGAGUUUCUGGGACUUCUGAUCGUUAUUCAACUCAUCGUCAAAUCAAGUGUCUUAUUCAAAAACGCUCAAAGAAGAAGGCAAGCAGAAUUAUCGAUCAAAGAGACUGUCUCAAAUGAAAAAGACAAGCAAAUUGCAACUGAGCCUUCUAAUCGACCUCCAACUGUUGAUGGUAUCCCAAUCAAUGAUAUCUUGUUUGAGCCGGACGAUGACGAUGAUCAAGAAAAGUCCGAUUCAAAGUCAACAGAAGUCUUUGUGGAAGGCGUCGAGAUGAAUCCGAAUCGAGAUGAGUCAUCCACAUCAAGUCGUUGUACACUUUGUCUUGGGCCUAGACUCGAUCAAAGUAGUUUGGAAUGCGGUCACGUAUUUUGCUGGAGAUGUAUUCUAGGAUGGGUUCGAGAGAAAUUUCCACAUGAGCUUGUUCAUGUACCUCAUGGACUGGGUGAAGGUAGUAGUGGGGAUUUUCGACUUCAAGUCCUCGAAGAUCAAGCAUCUUCACAGAACGUGACUGGAGCACCAGAAUCCAACGCUUCUUUGUAUUUAGAGACAGAAGAGUACAAGGAUGAGUUCACGAGCCUUGCACUGGAUAAUCCAUUUCAUGUAGACACACAAGCGGUAACCGCUAGAUGA